Molecule: messenger RNA, 1293 nt
Organism: Acyrthosiphon pisum (pea aphid)
Lineage: Eukaryota; Metazoa; Arthropoda; Insecta; Hemiptera; Aphididae
Product: SCAN domain-containing protein 3-like
Exons: 3
Coding region: 1-1293 (430 amino acids)
Molecular function (GO): protein dimerization activity
Source: RefSeq, a predicted model, not a curated record
AUGAAUAAGGCCGUGGUUCUCAACCGAAAAAAAAAACCACAUACCAUCGGAGAAGAAUUGAUUUUACCAGCUUGUAAAGAAAUUGUUGAUGUCAUGUUUGGUAAAGAAGCAGCUGAACAAAUUUCAAACAUACCGCUGUCAAAUGAUACUGUUCGUCGAAGAAUAAUAACAAUGUCGGAGGAUAUUGUAAAAAAUGUAAAUGAGAUAUUACAAAAAGAUAAAGAAUUCGCAUUACAACUUGAUGAAAGUACCGAUGUUUCUGGUAAAUCUCAAUUAAUUUCUUUCAUACGAUUUGUCAAUGAGGAAAAAAUAAUUGAACAAUUUUUAUUUUGCCGUGAAUUGCAAACUACAACAACUGGAGUUGAUAUUUUCAAUGCUGUUGAUAAUUAUUUCGAAGAAAAUAAUAUGGUAUGGUCGAACUGCAUUUCAAUUUGCACAGAUGGUGCAGCGGCGAUGACUGGCCGAUUUAAAGGAUUUCUGACUCUCGCGAAAAAUAAAAAACCUAAUUUAAUAACAAUUCACUGUUUUUUACACCGUGAAGCUCUUAUGGUAAAAAGUUCGGAUGGGGGAGAAUUAAGUGAUGUUCUCAAAACUGUCAUUGAAAUGAUUAACUAUAUUAAAAAACGACCAGUCAAAUGUAGAAUAUUUGAAGAAUUAUGUAAAAAUAUCGGUACAAAACACACUACUUUGUUGUAUCAUACUGAAAUACGUUGGCUUUCUAGGGGUAAAAUAUUAAAUCGUGUAUUGGAACUUCAAGAUCAAUUACAAAUUUUUUUUGAAGCUGAAAACAUAAAUAAUUAUGCAAAUAAAAUUGAUGAUCAAAUGUGGUGUGCUAAAUUAGCUUACCUUGCUGAUAUUUUUCAAAAACUAAAUGUUUUAAAUUCGAGUAUGCAAGGUCGUAAAGAAAACAUAAUUUCAACAAUUUCAUUAUAUGGUCCAAGUGGAGAAGAAAAUAUAAAAAAUGCAAACUUAUCUUCUACGGAAAAAGAACAAUUACUAGAAAUAUCAUCAGAUACCACGUUAAAAUCUAAAUUUUAUAUGUCUGAAAAUGAUUCAUUUUGGAUUUCUUUGCAAAACGAAUACCCAGAAGUGAGCAAAAAAGCGUUGCAAAUUUUGCUUCCUUUUUCAACAUCAUAUAUGUGUGAAUCAGCAUUUUCGAUAUUAGAAGUAACAAAAACCAAAAAAAGGUCAACGCUUAAAGAUAUUGAAAGUGAAUUACGCGUAAGUUUGUCAAAAAUUCGCCCACGAAUUGAAGACCUAUGUUCAAUUCGCCAAUCACAAGUAUCGCACUAA